ACUGAACUACUGUAGUGAUAUAUCUGAACACAUGAUAGAGGCGUACUAUAAACUCCUUGCAUCGACAGACAAUUAUAAUGAUAAUUUCGACUUAUACCAUCGAUUGGUCUUGGCAAGACUGCUAUUUAUAGGUAUUUUAAGGUUCCUGUUUCCUGAUCGUCUAAUACAUCAACCUAUGAGUGCUGUAAUUGGGGGUCAUACUGCCCUAUAGUUCGUUGAUAUCGCAUCAUACAUAUCAGUCUCUCUAAUGAAGGAUACAUGUCUGCUACCUGGUCUAAGAUCCACAAUGACACGCUGAUACUUCUACAUGGGCUACACUUCGAAUACACAAUUGUGAUUGUAACCACAGAUGAACACAUGAACUUGAGGACGAUCGAACAACAUCCUUUCGACAAGAUCCCAGCGUUCCACACCAGCCAUCAAUGUGGAAGGCCACAAGCUGACAUUCCCUAAUGAUCAAAGAAAUCAUAGCUGUACUUGGAACGACUGUCUAGUUUUCUGGUCAAUUGCUUUGGGACGGAUCGCUUGGCAAUUUUUGAGACACAAGGAACGAUGCCAUUGUCAUUUCUAAAGAUUACGAAACUAGAUGAUACACACCUCUUAAUUCAUUUUGAAACAAGACCAGUUUUUGAAAGGUAAUAUCAAUUUAAAAAAAAACAGCCUGAGCUUUGACGCGUUCACCCAUCUGAUGACACAGUGGAUGAUUGCAAUGGAGAGCAUUGUAAUAUUGUGGAUCUGCUGUAUGCUAGCAUCUUCAUUAACGAUGGAUUCCAUUGGACACACUGGAGUCGAUGCUGCAGAUUUAAGAGGGGUACCGUGUCAUUAUGAUAUUACCAGCGAAGGAUUGAAAGCCACUUGUUCACACCGCUAUCUGACAGCGGUACCUACUAACCUCACUCAUGAUAUCACCGUGUUAGAUCUCACUCAAAACCAACUGAACAAAUUGGACAACACAUCUUUCACGAGCCUUCCACAUUUGAGGUACCUAUAUCUUCAGUCGAACAAUAUGAGUACCAUCGAGUCGGGUGCGUUCCAAUCUUUGCCUGAGCUUUAUUUGAUAUCGCUUUUAAAUAACAAUUUCACAUCUCUGCCAACUAAUAUUUUCUCCAAGAAUCAAAAGCUGCAAAUUGUUGAUCUCACAGCAAAUCAAUUUGUUAGUUUCCCUGGAAACGCAUUGGAUUCUGUGUCUUCGUUGACUCAACUGCGCUUUGAUGAGAACUUUUUGUCAAGACUAAACUUUACAGGAUGGAGAAGCAGAAACAUGACUUCGUUUGUAUUAAAUGACAAUCGUUUCUCUUCCUUUCAUGAAGACGAUUUCCUUCCCCUCAAGGAGACAAGAAUUGACCAGAUAUCAUUCACCAAGAACAACCUCACCUCACUACAGAAUGGUUUGUUCCAACAUCUUGAGGGCGUGCGAGAGAUGAGCCUAACGAGCAAUCAUAUCCAUAAUUUUAGCCUCCAUUCAUUUCUGGGAAUGUCCUCUUUAGAAACUCUAUAUGUGGAUACAAACGUGAUAUUAGCAAUUAAACCGCUAGCCCCUCUACUAAAUCAGACAAAUGUGAUGCCUAACUUGACCUAUCUGGACUUACAGGGCAAUCGUAUCCCUUCAAUUCCCCCUCGUGCUUUCUGGGGUUUGGGCAAUCUUAUCAGACUUGAUAUACACCAGAGUCGCAUAAAAACUUUGCAAAAUGAUACAUUUCAAGGACUCGAGUCACUGGAAAUUCUUGACUUGACGGGAAACCAUCUCUCCUAUGUCACCAAAGAUAUGUUUGUAUUUAGCCCGCGACUUCAAUCCUUGAUACUAUCGAGUAAUUGGUUCACGGAGCUGAGUCCAAAGCAGAUUGGUGAUAUAGCAUCACUAACCUCUCUUAAUUUAGCAAGGUGCGGAAUAACUGAUUUCAGAACACAGAGCAGGGGAUGGAAUCUGCGAAAUUUAAAAUCCCUGGAUAUAUCGUAUAACCGACUUGUGCGUAUUGACAAGAACUCCUUUUAUGGAAUGCCCAACCUCACAACUCUCGAUAUAUCCAACAACCGAUUAUUAACAACAAUUGAAAAUGGAGCUUUUGCAUCAAUUGGCCGUCUUCAGAGUCUGAGUUUGUCACAUUUGUCUUAUUUGGGUCAGUUGCAUAGUCCGUUCACGAAUCUGAAUGAGCUUACAAUACUGGACAUGUCCUAUACGUCAGUCGCAUUGUCGUAUGAACUCUUUACAGGGUUGUCCAAUCUUAGGAGAUUGAGUAUGCGGGGAUCAGGGCUAACAGCUUCCAGCUUCUGGGACUCCCAUACGGAAGAUCUUCCGGUGCUGUCUGCUCUUCCAACGUUAGAACGUCUCUAUCUCAAAGGGAACAAACUGGACAGGCUAAAACCGGGAACAUUUCAAGGUCUCCAAAACCUACAUAAUCUUGAAAUGGAUAAUUCUGAUAUCACGUCCCUAAAUGAGGACGUUUUCCUGAAUCUGACAUCGUUAGAGUACCUUUUCAUUGAUGAAAAUCACAUCGCAGAACUGACAUCUCGACACCUGACCGAUCUCAGCUCGUUAGUCGGAGUGCAUAUAAAAAGCAACGAGAUCAAAGGCUUAGCUUCAGACGUUUUCUCAAAUAACCCACACCUGUCAUAUUUGUAUAUAUCCCACAACCAUCUGACCACUGUCAAAGAGGGUACAGUUCUACCUAGACAAACACUGGAUGUCUCUAACAAUCCUUUCAGUUGUAACUGUGAGUUAACAUGGUUUAUAAAUUGGAUUAACAAAGCCGAAGUAUCUAUCAUCCAUCCUGACCAAACGAACUGUUCAUCUGUUUCUCUAGCACCCUUUAAGAAUCAGCCCAUUCUUGCAUUUGAUCCCACCGAGGUCUGUGGACCUAAAGUCUGGGUCUACAUCAUCACGAUCUUUGUCAUUGUCACCUGUAUCAUGGUCUGUGUUGUUGCUUAUCAAAGGAGAUGGUUGAUCAAUUACAAAUUAUUCCAUCUGAAAUUAGUAUUUCUUGGCAGACGGGACGACCACGACGGACGAGAGAGGCUCGAUUACGAGUACGACAUCAACCUUGCUUUCGACGACGAUGAUGAACAGUGGGUAAGGGGAAUAUUGAAACCAGGACUCGAAGAACGACUACCUGAUUUCAACAGGAUCGUGUGCGGAGAUGACGACCUUCCGCUUGGAAUGUACUACAUUGAGGCCAUCACCGAAGUCGUCGAGCAAAGUUAUAAAAGCAUCUUGAUCGUGAGCAAUAGAGCCGUAGAAAAUCACUCGUUCAUCAGCAAACUCCGUCUCGCGGUUGACCAAAUGAAUGAGGUCGAGCUAGAAAAGGUAAUUUUGAUAUUCAAGGAAGACAUUCCUGAUGGGCGUUUACCUUAUCUUGUAAGGCUCUUCCUCAGUAAGAACAAACCGUAUUUUCGAUGGUCAAAAGAUAAAUAUGGAAAAAAAAUCAUGUGGGAGAAUCUAGUUCGGGAGCUAGGAUAUAACAAGAAAAUGAAUGAUAUAUUACCUAUCUGAAUGUGGUUUGGAAUGUCGUAUACAUUCGUGUUGUUAUUUUGCGUUUAAUUAAAUUUUACUGUUUAAGUCUGCAUGUAAGGUUCAUCAGAAGUGGGUUUUUUCUUAUCUUUUCAUUUUUACAGCAAAGAACUGAUGGGAGAUAUCAACUGAAAAGUAGAACUACACAUAUUUAUGCCCAUGCUAUUUCCAAGAGAAAUGAUAAUGUGUUAUUUAGCUUCCAGGCUGAGGUGCAAAUUUCUGACUUAAAGUAAGAUUAUUGUCAAGGCCUUGCUCACACUUGAUUAUCUUACAAGGUCUCCCCUUUCCAAAGAGGUGCAUAACCUUCUGUAACCCUAUUCUUUAUUUAUUUAUAAUAUUUGAAACCUCCGCCUGGUUUAUGUAUAUCGUAGACAAACUUAGGCAUUCAGCAAAAAGAAUAGAUUACAGAAAAGAAUUAAAGGAAGAAAGAAAAAGGAGGGAAUGAAAUCAUGAAGAAGGGUAUUCUUGAUCCCAAAGAAACUAACGGAGAAUGACGAGAAAUAGAGGGAAAUGUGCGUGUGUGCUGUGUAUGAGUGCUAAGAAAGAAAUAAAGGGAUAGAGAGAGAGAGAGAGAGAGAGGAAAAGGAUAUUUAGGUUGAAGGGAGACUAGAAAUAGACAUAGGUUUAC
Molecule: messenger RNA, 4133 nt
Organism: Strongylocentrotus purpuratus (purple sea urchin)
Lineage: Eukaryota; Metazoa; Echinodermata; Echinoidea; Camarodonta; Strongylocentrotidae
Product: insulin-like growth factor-binding protein complex acid labile subunit
Exons: 2
Coding region: 689-3487 (932 amino acids)
Biological process (GO): signal transduction
Molecular function (GO): protein binding
Source: RefSeq, a predicted model, not a curated record